CUCUUCUUCUCCAACCUCUUUGUCUUGGAAUUAAACUUUAUCCUCGAGUUCUUUAUUAUUUUAUUAUUUUAUAAUUACUAAUUACCUAAGGUCUAGGACGUAGUUUACUAGUAAAUAUCUAUCUUAAACUUUCUUCUCUUUUUGGUUCUUCACGAACAACGCUUUGCUAUCUUCGGCGGUGGGAAUCAUUUGUUUGCGCUGCUUGUCACUUGAUCGCUUGCUGCUUCGGCAGCUCGCUGAUCUCACCGGUUCCUAUUCCGAUUCCGAUUCCGAUUCCGAUUCCGUAUCUCGGUCCGCGCGCGUAGGCUAAAAAGCUAAUUCUUCGCGAGCCGGAUCAUGGCUUCUACAACUGCGAACGUGACGACGACCUUGCUGUCAACCGUCACGGCCGCUGCUACUCCCCCUCCCGCUCCCACAGCCGGUCCUCCUCCCCAAGGCGGUAUCUUGGAAGGUGUCUUGCCGAAUACGUAUAUCACUUCGAAUCCCAUUCAGUUGUUUAUCAUCCAGGCUGGUAUUAUCAUCAUACUAUGUCGUCUUCUUCACUACCCGCUGUCCUAUUGUGGCCAGCCUCGUGUCAUCGCCGAAGUUAUAGGCGGUAUCAUUCUUGGUCCCUCCGUUCUAGCUCGCAUUCCCGGCUUCAAGAACGCCAUUUUCCCUACCGAGUCAAUGCCCGUCUUGAACAAUGCCGCUAAUCUCGGCCUCAUACUGUUUCUUUUCCUUGUCGGCCUUGAGGUAGAUCUCAGCAUGUUUACUUCUAACUGGAAAGUUGCUUUAAGCGUCGGUCUAGCUGGUAUGCUUUUGCCCUUUGGUUUCGGCUGUGCCAUCGCCUGGGGACUAUAUAAUCAAUUCCACAACGACGGAAAUACUGUAGAAAUCAGCUUUGGCAUAUACGCCUUGUUUAUUGGUACCGCUUUGGCUAUUACCGCUUUCCCGGUUCUGUGUCGUAUCCUGUCUGAACUCAACAUGCUCAGUACCCCUGUGGGUGUUACGGUCCUUGCUGCUGGUGUUGGAAAUGAUGUUGUCGGCUGGAUUUUGCUUGCGCUUUGUGUCGCUCUGGUUAAUAACGGCUCCGGCCUAACUGCCCUUUGGGUCCUUCUCGUGGCUAUUGGUUGGAUUCUAUUCUUGGUCUUCGCCGUCAAACCAGUUUUCCACUGGGCCUUGCGAAAAACGGGUAGCAUACAGAAUGGACCAACUCAAGGCAUGAUUGCUGUCACCAUCUUGCUAGUUCUAACCUCGGCCUGGUUUACUAGUAUUAUUGGUAUACAUGCCAUCUUCGGCGCUUUCUUGAUUGGGUUGAUCUGUCCCCAUGAAGGUGGCUUCACUAUUCACGUGACUGAAAAGAUCGAAGAUCUCGUCACCGUUCUCUUCUUACCCCUUUACUUCGCCUUGUCUGGAUUGAGUACGGAUUUAGGCCUCUUGAAUGACGGUAUUACUUGGGGUUACGUCUUCGGUGUUAUUGUUGUUGCUUUCUGCGGUAAAAUCAUGGGCGGUACACUCGCAGCUAAGGCGAUGAAGCUCGUCUGGAGAGAAAGUUUCUCGAUCGGCGUUUUGAUGAGCUGCAAGGGAUUGGUAGAACUGAUUGUGCUAAAUAUUGGUCUUCAAGCAAAGAUCUUGUCGCAGAAGACAUUUACUAUAUUUGUCGUGAUGGCUCUGGUUACUACCGUUUCUACAAGCCCCCUUACAAGAUGGCUAUAUCCGCCAUGGUACCAGAGGAAACUCGAGCAGUGGAAGAGGGGCGAGAUCGAUUGGGACGGUAAUCCUCUCGAGCACAGGAACUCGAGUCAAGACAAUUAUGUUUCGCAACUGCAAGAAUUUAGGAUCCGUCGUCUUCUAGUUAACCUUCGUUUAGACAGUCUUCCUAGCCUUUUCACAUUUAUUUCUCUUCUCGGUGACGAGAAAGUCACUCCAAGUUCUGAGGAAGCGUCAAAAUCUGAAGCUGGCGACGACACCAUAGACGCCCCGACUCCGAUUACUCGGAGACGUCCCCUCGAAGUUCACGCUCUACGCAUACUUGAGCUUACCGAGCGUACAUCGUCCGUCAUGAAGGUUGCUAAAAGCGACGAGUAUUCUCGACGCGAUCCAGUGGUAAACGCCUUCCGAACAUUCGCUAGACUACACGACGUGGCAGUAUCAGGUAGCGUGGUAAUCACCCCCGAAGAUUCAUAUGCACAGACAAUCGUUACGCAGGCUUCGGAUCGAGAGUCCGAUUUUGUCCUGAUCCCUUGGGGCGAAACAGGAAGUAAUAAGGAAGACCAGUCGAUUCCAUUCAGAAUUUCACCAGAAGACCGGUUUUCUGAGAAGGCCCACCAAGACUUCGUGCAGGCGACGUUGGCAAAUGCAGUUUGUAGCACGGGAGUUUUUAUUGGCAAUGAAUCUAGCGAGUUUGCGUCUCUCGAUAGGCCGGCUCCGCCUCGAACUAUUAGCGGUGUCUCGAUUCGUAGCAAUAAGGAAUCCGCCCUUCCUCCCAUCGCAGAUAAGUCCCUUCAUGUCUUUUUCCCCUACCUUGGUGGCGCCGAUGAUCGUUAUGCGCUGCACUUUGUCCUCCACCUCGCGAAGAAUCCGCUCAUCUCGGUCACAGUCGCUCAUCUAGACUUCGUGGAGGGCGAGGAUGAAAUUGCGCCUGUCAAGGAGGGACACUUGGAGCCAGAUUCACCGACAUCUAUAUCUAAGAACACCAUCGACACCGAAAUGACGGCGCAGGACACUUCCCUUUUGGCUGCAUUACAAUCGAAUAUCUCGCCCGAAUUGGCUAGUCGUGUUACGUUUACUGAGGUCUCGGUCACCGCUGGUUCGGCAGUCAAACAGGCGACCGAGUUAGCGAGAGAAACCGUCGGGAAGAACUUGCACAAUGCAGGUGACAUCGUUGUCGUUGGACGAAGGCACCCCAUACUUCCAGCUACUGUUCGGACAUUAGACCAGAGCAGCACGGUGUAUGAUAUGCAGAAGACAAUAGGUGUUUUUGGUCAGGCCAUGGCGAUGAGCGACAUUAAAGCCGGCGUGCUCGUCGUCCAAGCCGUUGACUCGGGAAUUGCGCAGUGAUUGCCUUGUUCGAUGGUUAUAGGCGUCUGGAGAAGCUGGGUCGGGAAUAGGGGUUUUAAUGGGACUAUUUACUCCCAUACGGGAUACAAUGCGAUGAUUUAGUCAUGAAAGGGAUUUAAGACGAUCUAAGGUAGCCAUAUCGAGAUUGGGAUGAUGUUGAUGACAUGAUAUCUUGUAUAUGCACGUAUUUAAUAUAUUAUACAUACCUAGGUAUCAGGUACCUUAUAUAUAUAUAUACCUCCUAAGCAAGCUCAGCAGGUUAUCGUUUGCAUCUUGAUAGCGAAU
This is a messenger RNA of Daldinia caldariorum, 3324 nucleotides long. RefSeq names its product Sodium/hydrogen exchanger family-domain-containing protein. Gene Ontology annotation, cellular component: membrane. Lineage: Eukaryota; Fungi; Ascomycota; Sordariomycetes; Xylariales; Hypoxylaceae. The transcript is spliced from 3 exons. Bases 337 to 3039 code for a protein of 900 amino acids. The record is from RefSeq and is a predicted model, not a curated record. Gene Ontology annotation, molecular function: antiporter activity. Gene Ontology annotation, biological process: proton transmembrane transport.